AUGGGAAAGACUCCGCUUGGUCCUAAAGCGAUACGUGUUCUCAGGGCAUUUGACACGCUCGCCGCUGAAAAGCCGCGAAGAGAAAGGCUGUCACACAGCGGUCUGGACGCUGUUGUGUCAAACUCGUGCCCGGACGGUCGAGGCACUGUGUCCUCCCUCGGCCACCGUCGGCAGCGCGGUGGGCGGUAUUUUGUCCGCCGGGCGCCGCCGUACGGGAUAUCAGUCACCGAGCUCCAGGCCGCCGGAGCGUGGGGCUUGCGGGAGUCGGCUGGCGUUGCCGGCACCAUGGAGUCGCCUCUCAGCCCGGGCCUCUCUCACCGAGCCGAGGAGGAUUGGGAUUCUGCACUGUUUGCUGAACUUGGCUAUUUCACAGACACCGAUGACCUGCAUCUGGAUGCAGCAAAGGAAACUUACGAAAACAAUUUUGAUAAUCUUGAUUUUGACUUGGAUUUGAUGCCUUGGGAAACAGGCGUUUGGGACAUCAACAACCAGCUCUGCACAGUUAAAAAUGUUAAGGCAGAACCUCAGCCGCCUUCUCCGGCCCUGUCAAGUUGUUCGGUCUCCUCUCCCCAGUCAGUGGACUCUCACUCUUCAACUCAGCAUGUUCCUGAGGAGUUGGAUUUGUCUUCUCCUUCCCAGAUGUCUCCCCUUUCCCUUUAUGGUGAAAGCUCUCAUAGUCCCUCCUCAGCAGAGCCCCUGAAAGAAGAUAAGCCCAUUGUUGGUCCUAGGAGCAAAACUGAAAAUGGACUGACUCCAAAGAAAAAAAUUCAGAUGAAUUCAAAACCUUCAAUUCAGCCCAAGCCAUUAUUACUUCCAGCAGCACCUAAGACUCAGACGAACUCUGGCGUUCCAGCGAAAACCAUCAUUAUUCAGACAUUACCCACGCUUGUGCCGUUGGCAAAGCAGCAGCCAAUUAUCAGCAUACAUCCUGCGCCCUCUAAAGGUCCGACCGUCGUGCUUUCUCAGCCUGCGGUCGUACAACUUCAGGCUCCUGGAGUCCUGCCCUCUUCUGCCCCAGUCCUUGCUGUCGCCGGGGGAGCCACACAACUACCUAAUCACAUGGUGAAUGUGGUGCCGGCCCCUGUGGCAAACAGCCCAGUGAAUGGAAAACUUGCAGUGACUAAACCUGUCCUACAAAGUACCAUGAGAAGCGUGGGCUCGGAUAUUGCCGUGCUAAGGAGACAGCAACGUAUGAUAAAAAAUCGAGAGUCUGCUUGUCAGUCCCGCAAGAAGAAGAAGGAAUACAUGCUGGGCUUAGAGGCCAGGUUAAAGGCUGCGCUUUCAGAGAACGAGAAGCUAAAGAAAGAGAACGGAUCCCUGAAGCGACAGCUGGAUGAAGUCGUGUCAGAGAACCAGAGGCUUAAAGUUCCUAAUCCGAAGCGAAGAGCGAUCUGUGUGAUGGUAGUAUUGGCAUUUAUAGUGUUCAACUAUGGACCCAUGAGCAUGUUGGAACAGGAUUCCAGGAGAAAAAAUCCUAGUGUGAACCCUGCAAGUCAAAGGAGGCAUCUUCUAGAAUUUUCUGCUAAAGAGGUGGAAGACACAUCAGAUGGUAUCAUCCAGAAAAGUAACUACAGAUAUGAUCAUUCUGUUUCAAAUGACAAGGCCCUCAUGGUCCUAAGUGAAGAACCACUGCUCUAUAUCCCUCCGCCUCCUUGUCAGCCCCUGAUUAACACCACAGAAUCUCUCAGGUUAAAUCAUGAACUUCGAGGAUGGGUUCACAGACAUGAAGUGGAAAGGACCAAGUCAAGAAGAAUGACGAAUAAUCAACAGAAAACUCGUAUUCUUCAGGGUGCUCUGGAGCAGGGCUCGAAUUCUCAGCUCAUGGCUGUCCAAUACACAGAAACCACUAGUAUCAGCAGGAACUCGGGGAGUGAGCUCCAAGUAUAUUACGCGUCACCUAGAAGUUACCAAGACUUCUUUGAGGCCAUCCGCAGGAGGGGAGACACGUUCUAUGUGGUGUCAUUUCGAAGGGAUCACCUGCUGUUACCCGCCACCACCCACAACAAGACCACAAGACCAAAAAUGUCAAUAGUGUUACCAGCAAUAAACAUAAAUGAGAACGUCAUCAAUGGGCAGGACUACGAAGUGAUGAUGCAAAUUGACUGUCAGGUGAUGGAUACCCGGAUCCUCCACAUCAAGAGCUCGUCGGUUCCCCCUUAUCUCCGAGAUCAGCAGAGGAAUCAAACCAACACGUUCUUUGGCUCCCCCCCAACAGCCCCAGAGGCAGCCCACGUUGUCAGCACCAUCCCGGAGUCACUACAGUAGUCUCUGAGGCUGCGCCCGAAAACACGGUGGGACCCUGCCGAGCUGGCGAGCAGGGGAGAGACCUGUUCCUGUCUGCCCUCUUGGUGGCUGGCAGAGAGCUGCCUGGCACUGGAGUUCAAGCGACAGUGACAGAAGUUGUUUCUCACCAUCUGCCCUUCUACUGGCAAGCACUGACAUUCAGACGCG
This is a messenger RNA of Lontra canadensis (Northern American river otter), 2451 nucleotides long. RefSeq names its product activating transcription factor 6 (gene ATF6). Gene Ontology annotation, biological process: regulation of transcription by RNA polymerase II; endoplasmic reticulum unfolded protein response. Lineage: Eukaryota; Metazoa; Chordata; Mammalia; Carnivora; Mustelidae. Gene Ontology annotation, molecular function: DNA-binding transcription factor activity, RNA polymerase II-specific; RNA polymerase II cis-regulatory region sequence-specific DNA binding. The record is from RefSeq and is a predicted model, not a curated record. The coding region runs from base 1 to 2265 and encodes 754 amino acids. Gene Ontology annotation, cellular component: nucleus. The transcript is spliced from 17 exons.